UAACUUAUAGUUCAAUUUACUUAGUUUUACAUUUCUUAUUUUAUGUGUUUUUGGAUCAUAGAAUAUGAGACGAUUUGUUAUUUAUCCAAAAUUGGCCCAAAGCUCUUCUUAACUGAACGAACCAUUUACAAGUAUAUUUACUCACCGUCCCCCCUUAUUUCAAGCGUGUCCUUACAGCCAUGGCCGCGGCUGCACCAAGCUCUCGUCCUACCUCCAAACCCUACGAUGCCGACGUCACCAUCGUCUCCGCCAAGCACCUGAAGAACGUCAAUUGGAGAAGCGGCGAUCUCAAGCCCUACGCCAGCUUCUGGAUCAACGGCGGCCGCCGUUUCUCCACCAAAUCCGACGAUUACGGCUCCACCCGCCCGGUAUGGAACGAGCGGUUCGUGGUUCCCCUCACGCUCCCUCCUCAGGAAUCGGUUCUCACUCUCGAGAUCUUACACUCCAAACCCUCGGAGACGGCCAAGCCUCUGGUCGGAACCCUAAAGCUCCUCCUCAAGGACGUGACGGACUCCGAUGAUGCCACAAAGCUUCGAAAUUUCGAGCUCCGCCUCCCUUCCGGCCGUCCUCAGGGUAAGAUCCGCCUCAAAUUAGCCAUCCUUGAACGCCCCACCCCGACUCCCCAAAUUUCCUCCCCUCCGAUUUCCAGCUAUUAUUUCCCCCAAUUCUCUGAUCCCAGGGACUAUAGCCCUUUCAACCCCACCAGCUAUAACAGCCCACAGCACUAUUCGACCCCAUCUCCCCCAACUCCCCUUCCUAACCCUCAUCCUUAUCAAUACAGCGGACACUCUGACCCAUACUCUAACUACUAUAACACUUACUACUCCCACCCUCCAUACCCUCCGCCACCACGGCCAUUCAUGGACCGGCAAUCUGGCUAUGCCAGGCCAGGGCCGAGUGCACCAGUGGAUUAUGCACCAUCUUAUGAGAACACUCGCGGUGGAAAGCUUGGAGUAGGAACUGGAUUGGCAGUUGGAGCUGUGGCAGGAGCCCUAGGAGGGAUGACAUUGGAAGAAGGCUUGAAGUAUGAGGAAGAGAAGAAGCUUCGCGAGAGUGGGGUUUCUCCUAGGGAUAGUUUCAGUGAUUACCGUGGUGAUUAUUAGCAAUGCCGCAACCUCAAUCUUGCCUACUACAUGGUUCGCAUGUAGGUGCGUGGCAUCAGUUUGUAGGAUCCGAGUCCUAGCAUAACAAUGUAAUUCAAUUAUAUAAUCUCCAACCUCUCAAGCGCAAGGCCUCUUAAUGGUUCAGAUGUCUGAAUGGUUCAGCACUUAAUGGUUUAGACUGUUUGUUUCAGCCUCUUAAUGGUUCAGAUGUCUGAAUAGUUCAGACAUUUGCCUCUGAAUGGUUAAGUAUUAUACAGAGUCUGAAUGGUUAAGACUUUUUAUCUGAAUUAAUCAGACAUUUGCCUCUGAAUAGUUAAGCAAUAUACUAGCACUUAAUGG
Molecule: messenger RNA, 1442 nt
Organism: Cuscuta campestris
Lineage: Eukaryota; Viridiplantae; Streptophyta; Magnoliopsida; Solanales; Convolvulaceae
Source: the annotation of a GenBank genome assembly